GGGAAGCCGCGGUACCGGUGGCCGGCUAGUUCUCGCUCCCUUCUCAUUGUUGUAGCGUCUGCUGCUGGAUUCGGCACGCCGUAGUCUCCUACGAGGAAGCUAAUUAAGCAAUCAAGCAACAAUCAUGCCAGUGCCGCAGCUCCAGAGACCGGCGCCCGCUUUCAGCGGCACCGCUGUCGUAAACGGACAAUUUAAGGACAUUAAUCUCUCCGAUUACAAAGGCAAAUACGUCGUGUUGUUCUUCUACCCACUGGACUUCACCUUCGUGUGCCCGACCGAGAUCAUCGCUUUCUCCGACCGAGCGCAGGAAUUCAGCGACAUCGGCUGCGAGGUAAUCGCCGCAUCCACCGAUUCUCACUUCUCCCAUCUAGCGUGGGUCAACACGCCCCGCAAGCAGGGCGGUCUCGGCGAGAUGAACAUUCCUCUGUUGGCCGACAAGAGUUUCAAGAUCUCCCGCGACUACGGCGUGCUCGACGAGGACACUGGAAUCCCCUUCCGCGGACUUUUUAUCAUCGACGACAAGCAGAAUGUCCGUCAAGUCACCAUCAAUGAUUUACCCGUGGGAAGAUCCGUUGACGAAACCUUGCGUUUGGUCCAAGCGUUCCAAUACACGGAUAAACAUGGUGAAGUGUGCCCAGCUGGCUGGAAACCUGGCAAGAAAACCAUGAAACCUGACGUAGUCGGUUCGAAGGAGUACUUCAAAGAUUCGUAGACAAUAAGAUUUCACGCAACAAUGAUGUUCGUUUGUACGUCCUAUUAGUUACACUCGUAUUGUGUGUGUUUUGUAUUCUUGCGCGCUGCGUUAAUUUCCAAUUUAGUACAUCAUUUAUUUCUGUAUUUACCUGAUAUAGAUAAGCACACAUAUCGCGUCCAGCAGUAUGACAUGUGAAAUGUUUCCUCUUAGUUGUCUUUUAAUAAACAGGUUUAUUUUGUA
Messenger RNA from Dinoponera quadriceps, 934 nucleotides. RefSeq names its product peroxiredoxin 1 (gene Prx2). The transcript is spliced from 4 exons. Gene Ontology annotation, cellular component: cytosol. Gene Ontology annotation, molecular function: thioredoxin peroxidase activity. Lineage: Eukaryota; Metazoa; Arthropoda; Insecta; Hymenoptera; Formicidae. The coding region runs from base 125 to 712 and encodes 195 amino acids. Gene Ontology annotation, biological process: cell redox homeostasis; removal of superoxide radicals; response to oxidative stress. The record is from RefSeq and is a predicted model, not a curated record.